Molecule: messenger RNA, 4083 nt
Organism: Xyrauchen texanus (razorback sucker)
Lineage: Eukaryota; Metazoa; Chordata; Actinopteri; Cypriniformes; Catostomidae
Gene: ddx61
Product: DEAD (Asp-Glu-Ala-Asp) box helicase 61
Exons: 14
Coding region: 947-2398 (483 amino acids)
Biological process (GO): cytoplasmic stress granule assembly; P-body assembly
Cellular component (GO): P-body; cytoplasmic stress granule
Molecular function (GO): ATP binding; RNA helicase activity; mRNA binding
Source: RefSeq, a predicted model, not a curated record
GAUUGAUUCAGCGCACGGCCAUGUUAAAUAUCUAGACGGAAGAGACAAAAGCUACAGCAACAAAGAAUUUCUCAAGAAACGCUCGAAGAGUCGAGUUUGUCAAAUUCACGAAGAUUCAAAUCCUUCAUAAUUAGAAGGUGAUACUUCCAGAGUCCAGGAUUUCCUCGACGGAAGUGUUCAGGAAUUUUCACAGUAAAGUGAGGAAAAACGACAGACAUCGUGAAGCCAAGAGUGGAACAAUAUUUGGGCUGUUAACAUAAUCUUGGACAAAUAAUCCUGCAUUGACUUUCAAGCUGAAAUCCAUCAGUGCUGACCUUUCAGCUGGUUAAAUAGGAGAAAGUAACAUUGAGCAAAGUUUUUGGAAAUUCCCCAUUCUGAAGAGAAUAGCAGGAUUUUAGCCCUGAACCUUUUGAAUGUAAAGACUUUGCCAUUUUUGGAAACCAAAAGAAAUAUUGAGGGUAAUAAAGGAUUUCUUCAAUUGAACAUUUGUAGGGGGAAAGGAAAGAUAAAACGACUAAUAACAAAAGGUUUUCUUACAACAAGAAGUGACGUGAAUACUUUGAACAUUUUCAGGGAUAGCGCAAAAGUGAUUUUUUUUUUUUUUUUGAACAGCAUUAAUACAUUUUUGAUCACUUGCAUUUUAAAAUCGUUGUGCAAGGCUUGAAUUUGUAAGUACCUGUUUGCUAAUUAUUUUGUACAUUGGCUCUAGGCUUUUGAAAUAUUUAUUUAUAUAAAUAUAUAUUUCUCCUAUUUUGGGAGAGCUUUCUUAUUAUAUAACAGAAUUGUUUUACGCCAGACACUCUUCUUUUCAAGAGGUCUGUUCGUACCAGAAACCAAAACUGUUUACAAAAACGUGCUUUAAGCGAAAGAGUAAACCAGUUAACAAAUAGCUAAAAGUAGCAGAAAAGUUUCUUUUGAUUGACACUGUUGAGGAAAAUAUUUUACAAUGGCUACAGCAAGAACAGAGAUCCCUGCUUCAGUCAUGUCACUGAGCAAACAGAAUGGACAGUCCAAGCCAAUGACCCUCCAGUCAGGGUUACUUACUUCCUCAACACAAUCAGGAAAAGCAUCUAUUGUGCCCCACAAAGGAAGCAGUAUACCCCAAAGCAGUGGUGGUAUCAGGUUUGGUGACGAUUGGAAGAAGUGCCUGCAGCUUCCACCGAAAGACACAAGAGUGAAAACCACAGAUGUGACUGCGACCAAGGGGAAUGAAUUUGAAGAUUACUGCCUUAAGCGAGAACUGCUAAUGGGUAUUUUUGAGAUGGGCUGGGAGAAGCCUUCCCCUAUCCAGGAGGAGAGUAUUCCCAUUGCCUUGUCAGGAAGGGACAUACUUGCCCGAGCCAAAAAUGGUACAGGUAAAAGCGGAGCCUACCUCAUCCCCCUCUUGGAGAGGAUUGAUCUGAAGAAGGACCACAUUCAAGCCAUGGUGGUGGUGCCAACUCGUGAGUUAGCUUUGCAAGUGAGCCAGAUAAGUAUCAACAUGAGCAAGCACCUUGGUGGCGUCAAAAUUAUGGCUACAACAGGUGGCACCAACCUGAGGGAUGACAUCAUGCGUCUUGAUGAGACUGUACAUGUUAUAAUAGCUACCCCAGGCAGGAUCCUGGACUUGAUGAAGAAAGGGUUGGCCAAAGUUGACAAAGCUCAGAUGAUUGUCAUGGAUGAGGCUGAUAAAUUGCUUUCUCAAGACUUUGUGGUGAUCAUUGAGGACAUCAUCAGCUUCCUGCCCAAAAAGCGUCAAAUACUUCUCUAUUCUGCUACUUUCCCCAUCAGUGUGCAGAAGUUCAUGAGCAAACACCUUCAGAAGCCAUAUGAAAUCAAUCUAAUGGAUGAGCUGACACUGAAAGGCAUCACUCAGUACUAUGCCUAUGUGACAGAAAGACAGAAAGUGCACUGUCUCAACACACUCUUCUCUAGACUCCAAAUCAACCAGUCAAUCAUCUUCUGUAACUCCACCCAAAGGGUGGAACUACUUGCCAAAAAGAUCACUCAACUUGGUUAUUCCUGCUUUUACAUCCAUGCCAAGAUGAUGCAGGAAUAUAGAAAUCGUGUGUUCCAUGACUUCAGAAACGGACUGUGUAGGAACCUGGUCUGCACAGAUCUUUUUACAAGAGGAAUUGACAUCCAGGCUGUCAAUGUGGUCAUAAACUUUGACUUCCCCAAAAAUGCAGAAACAUACUUGCACCGCAUUGGCAGAUCAGGCAGGUAUGGUCACCUGGGUCUGGCUAUUAACCUGAUCACUUCAGAAGAUCGUUUCAACCUAAAGGGCAUUGAGGACCAGCUGUUGACUGACAUCAAGCCCAUACCCAGCAGCAUUGACAAGAGCCUGUAUGUGGCAGAGUUUCACUCCCUGAACCCUGAUGAGGAAGAGGCUGCAAACAAAGCAGCAGAGCUUAAUUAACCCUAACUGGAGAAUAAAUGGACUGAUGCCUGGCAUUCUGCACAUUUUCUACUAACAACAGAUGCAAAGAUGACUUUUUGUUUUAUUUUUUUAUUUUCUAACCAAAUGCUUCCUGAACAGUCAUGGUAAAAAUGUGAUCAGCUGCCACAAGUUAAGAAGCCAGUAUAAAGUAGGUUUGUUCUGUAUAAAUAUGCAGCGGUCAUCCCAGGCAGCUUACACUUUUCGGUUUGGAGCACAAUAAGCCACUGGUAUUUGGACUUGGCACCAAGACCAUUCAUUGGACGUAACUGUUGUUCAAUUGCCCCCCCCCCCUUAAUUUAAGCAAGAUGCAACCAACAGAAGUAGAACAGGAGAGGAAGCCCCGUAAGGUUGAGUACUUUAACUGCAGCCCCGUAAGGUUGAGUACUUUAACUGCAGCCCCGUAAGGUUGAGUACUUUAACUGCAGCCCCGUAAGGUUGAGUACUUGAACUGCAGCCCCGUAAGGUUGAGUACUUGAACUGCAGCCCCGUAAGGUUGAGUACUUGAACUGCAGCCCCGUAAGGUUGAGUACUUGAACUGCAGCCCCGUAAGGUUGAGUACUUGAACUGCAGCCCCGUAAGGUUGAGUACUUGAACUGCAGCCCCGUAAGGUUGAGUACUUGAACUGCAGCCCCGUAAGGUUGAGUACUUGAACUGCAGCCCCGUAAGGUUGAGUACUUGAACUGCAGCCCCGUAAGGUUGAGUACUUUACUGCAGUCUAUCCAUCACCUAAUGUGGUCUUUGCAGUUAACCAGCUAGGAGGUAUGACAAAUUCAUAAUUAUCUUCUGUUUGUUGUUAAUGCCCUUGUUUUAUGUAUCAUCUUGAGAAAGGGUGAAGGUUGGUGCUUUGCUCUCCUGUACAUGGACAUUUAGAGUUUGCCUGUUUUCAUACGGUACCUUUUGACAUGUCUCUCACCAUAUUGUAAUCUCUUUUAAAAACUCUUGUCACCCAAAUGUCAAAUCCUUAAGUUGUUCUGCAGUGCAUCACACUCACUUUUGGCUGUCAAUUUAUGGGUUUUUCUAAGUGCCUUAAUCUAUUACUUCCUCUGAUAAGAUGGGAAUGUUCCAUGUUGUUGCUGCAAAAAAAAAAAAGCUUGGUCAGGAUUGUCAAAGGAACCUGCAAGAUUUAGAUUUCUCUUUAUACUUCAAACUCAUAAAUAAUUUGUUCUCUAUUUGUUCACCAGUUGGUGAAUGUUGCCUUCCUCAGCAUUGGCUGGGUUAAGCAAUAUAAUUGCCCCAGCCCAGGAGUUUAAGUGAGGCAAAACUUCUGUAGUUCUGCCUGGAUUUUGGAAAAUAAAUUUAAGCUGGGGACACUUUUAAAUUGUUUGCGAAACUGAAUGCGUGGUCAGGAAUAUAUUUAAAACCUGAAACAUGGCUGUGCACGCGUUCUGGCAUUUGUCUAAUGUGCAGAAAGAGAGAGUAAUGUCUUUGGGCAUAUCUUGAUGAAUUUGCAGCUGUAAUCAAGUUGGUAGCUAUCAAAAUGUAAACUUCUGUCCCCUGUUGUAUGUUGAGUUGUGCUCUUUGCCAUGUGUUGUAAUAAUUAGAAGCUGUAAGUUUUACUGUGAGGAUUAAUGGGACAAUGGCAAAGUUUUUCCUCAAUGUUGAUGCCAGCCUAUCUCAACCAUUUUUUUUUUUUCUCUUUUAAACAAAAUAAAGUCCAGCAUAUU